This is a messenger RNA of Sparassis crispa, 966 nucleotides long. RefSeq names its product Oxidoreductase sirO. The transcript is spliced from 9 exons. The record is from RefSeq and is a predicted model, not a curated record. The coding region runs from base 1 to 966 and encodes 321 amino acids. Lineage: Eukaryota; Fungi; Basidiomycota; Agaricomycetes; Polyporales; Sparassidaceae.
AUGCCUACUCGUGUCCCCCUCCUUUUUGGUACAAUGACAAUGGGUGAAGCUGGAAAGAAUGGUGUACGUACAGCAGACUUGAAAGAGUGUCAGGGAAUCCUCGACGUCUUCUUCGCACACGGGCACAUGGAGCUUGAUACUGCCCGAAUGUAUGCUGAAGGCACCACUGAGCCCCUUUUGACGAAGUUAGAUCUCAAGGGUGCUACUGUUGACACGAAAGUAUACCCGGUAAAACCUGGAGACCAUGCACCCACCGCCCUUCGUUCAACGUUUGAAACUUCGCUCAAAUUCCUCACUCCUCUCAAAGUGAGAGUACUGUAUCUUCAUGCACCUGACCGGAGUGUACCCUUUGAAGAUACAUGCCGAGAGAUCAACGAGUUGUACAAGCAGAGUCUUUUUCAGAUUUUCGGUUUGAGUAACUUUGCAUCUUGGGAGGUCGCAGAGGUUGUUGGCAUCUGCAAAGCAAAUGGUUGGGUCCAACCGAAGAUUUAUCAGGCAAUGUACAACGCGAUCACUCGUGACAUGGAACCGGAACUCGUUCCCUGCUGCCGCAAGUAUGGCAUUCGUAUUGUGGUUUACAAUCCACUUGCUGGAGGCUUCUUUGCGGGCAAGGUUACAGCUCCAACUGACGAGGCACCCAAGGGCGGACGUUUCGAUCCGAACAGCAAGAUGGGUGCUAUGUAUCGUCAGCGAUACCUGAAGGGUGAAUAUUUCGAGGCACUCAAGUUUCUCAAGGGCGUUGCGGAUGAACACAACUUGCGACUUACAGAAGUCGCCCUGCGGUGGUGCCAGCACCACUCGGUCUUGACGCCUGAAGAUGGCAUCAUUCUAGGAGCAAGCAGUGCUGCACAGCUGGAGCAGAAUUGUGAAGACUCAGAGAAAGGUCCAUUACCAGAAGACGUCGUGAAGGCUCUUGAUGAGGCUUGUAAGAUCGUCGGUGCCUCUGCGCCGGCCUACUGGCGGUAA